UUUUGUUUUUUGGGUUUAAUUUUUAGUACAAAAAAAUGAGAAGUAGCAGUUAAAUUUAGAUAAAGACAGAGAAACAAGAGGGAGACGGUUAAUAUCAACGCAUAAAACGGCCAAUUGUUUUUUUAAUUUUUUAUUUUUGAUGUUCUUUUGUUUGUGAGAUGUCAACUUUCUACCACCAACCAUGACUACCACCACCACCAGGUCCACCACCGACCAAAUAAACCCAUAAUUACCCCCAAAAAAGUGUUCUUUUGUUUUAUUUUUGUAAAAAAAUAAAAAAUCCAAGACUCUUUUUCUCGUUUUUUGUGCUUUGAAGAGCUUGACUUGGCUGGACCCUCCAUUUUCUCAACCUUCCUCUGCAUUUCCUUUGGUUUUUCCUUUCUGGGUUUUUCUUCUUCUAUUCAAAGCUUCCAGCUUUUGGUUGUGCUGCUGCAAAGAAGAAAAAGAAAAGCCUUUUUUAGCUGGAAAAAGGGAAAAAAUAAACUUUUUAUUUUUCUUUUGUGUUAUAUUUUCUUGGUAAAUGUGGGGGGCUCCUGCAGAACCUGCUGAUUCUUAUUAUGAGGUUCGGCCUGAAUGCACUGAUGUUCCAAUUACCAGAUUUAAGAUCAAGCCUGGUAAAACUCUAAGUGCAAGAAAAUGGCAAGCUGCAUUUUCUCCGGAUGGGCAUCUGGAUAUAGGCAAAACUCUACAUCGAAUCCAACGUGGGGGGAUCCAUCCUUCAAUUAGAGGAGAAGUUUGGGAGUUUCUACUUGGCUGUUAUGAUCCUAAGAGCACAUUUGAUGAAAGGGAGCAGAUACGGCAGCAUCAAAGGGUGCAAUAUGCUAGAUGGAAGAAUGAAUGUAGUGAAAGCUUUCCUGUUAUUGGAAGUGGCAAAUAUGUUACAGCACCUGUCAUCACCGAAGAUGGUCAGCCUAUUCAAGACCCUUUAGUACUUUUAGAGACAAAUCCAGGUGCAAAUGCUAAUUGUACCGAAAUGGUAAAGGAGCUAACCAUUCGUGGUCCUUUGGACAAGAAAGUAAUCCAGUGGAUGCUGACAUUACAUCAAAUAGGUCUUGAUGUCAUUCGCACUGACAGGACUUUAGUAUUCUAUGAGAAGCAAGAGAAUUUGUCAAAACUUUGGGAUAUUCUCUCUGUUUAUGCCUGGAUAGAUACAGAUGUUGGCUAUUGUCAAGGAAUGAGUGAUCUUUGCUCCCCCAUGAUUAUUCUUCUUGAAGAUGAAGCUGAUGCAUUUUGGUGCUUUGAGCGUUUGAUGCGCAGAUUGAGAGGAAAUUUCAGAUGCACUGAGAGUUCUGUUGGGGUAGAGACACAACUUAGUAAUUUGGCUGCGGUAACUCAAGUUAUUGAUCCAAAACUUCAUCAGCACUUAGAGACUCUGGGUGGAGGUGACUAUCUCUUUGCUUUUCGAAUGCUAAUGGUUUUGUUUCGUCGAGAGUUCUCAUUUUGUGAUUCAUUGUAUUUGUGGGAGAUGAUGUGGGCUCUGGAAUAUGAUCCUGACUUGUUCUCUCUAUAUGAAGAACCUGAAUCAAAUAUUGAGAAGGCUGAGGGUUCUAAAGGAAAAACCAAAUCAACACGUCAGUGUGGGAAGUAUGAGAGAGAAAAUAUGAAAAUUAAAAGCUCUGAUGCCCCUCUCCCCAUUUCUGUUUUCCUUGUUGCCAGUGUCUUAAAAGAUAAGAGCUCAAAGCUACUGCAAGAAGCUCGGGGCCUGGAUGAUGUAGUUAAGAUUCUGAAUGACAUGACUGGAAAUUUGGAUGCUAAGAAAGCUUGCACUGGAGCAAUGAAACUUCAUAAGAAAUAUUUAAAAAAGGUAAUGUUAUUUCUUUCAUCUUUCUAAAUCUUGAUGCAGCUUUUAAAUUCCUUCAUCAUGUAAAACGCAAAAAAUAGCAGCCGUGGAAUAGUUAGCUGUAGUACCUAGAGUGCACAUACAUGUCAAUGUCAUUGCUAGAUGAUUCAUUUGUGCCUAGCUUCAUUUCAGAGGUUGCUUCCAUGAGAAAUCUUCUGCUGAUAACUCCUUGAAGUCAAACUCUUUUCAUUUUUGUGACCACAGGCCAAGAAGACAUAGCAUAAGGUAAACCGUCUGAUGUUUUCCACCCAGUCAAGAAACAAUGAGUGUUUUUUUUUCUCGUAUUCCAUGACUUGAUUUGGCCGAAGAUAAUAACAUGCUUCCAGAAUAAUCCUGGCUCGGAGAUGUUUUCCAGAUGAAUUCUAUAAUUGCUCCAACCAUCAAAUGUUGCUAUAGAAACCAUUGUUUUAUGUGAUAACAAUCUUCCACCUUAUUUGUGUACAAAAAUAUUGUUUACUGGUAUCUCCAUACGAAUCCAUAGUUGUAUUAAUAUGUAUCUUGUGUUUGUUUCAUAAUCAUUCAAAUUUCAAUGAAAUAGAAAGAAAAUUAGCUGCUUAUGCAUAAAUUCUCCAUAUCAUUUUCAAGAGAAACAGCAAUGAGUUUUCAGAAGGGAAAAUUUUUUCAAAAACUAUUCUAGUUGCAUUUCUCCUUU
This is a messenger RNA of Durio zibethinus, 2492 nucleotides long. Lineage: Eukaryota; Viridiplantae; Streptophyta; Magnoliopsida; Malvales; Malvaceae. The record is from RefSeq and is a predicted model, not a curated record.